Messenger RNA from Penaeus indicus, 703 nucleotides. It is a transcript of the gene mRpL13, whose product is annotated as large ribosomal subunit protein uL13m-like. The transcript has 5 exons. NCBI's taxonomy places the organism in Eukaryota, Metazoa, Arthropoda, Malacostraca, Decapoda, Penaeidae. The record is from RefSeq and is a predicted model, not a curated record. Bases 114 to 650 code for a protein of 178 amino acids. Gene Ontology annotation, biological process: negative regulation of translation; translation. Gene Ontology annotation, molecular function: mRNA binding; structural constituent of ribosome. Gene Ontology annotation, cellular component: ribosome; mitochondrial large ribosomal subunit.
AGUUUCGGAUCCUCUUUAUGACGUCUUCUUUUGUUUCCCUUCACCUCGUUCUAUCGUUUAUGACCUGCAUGUAAACACAGGGAGGAGAAGAACCAAAGGGAUAAAAAAAAGUCAUGUCUUCAGCAAGACGAGUACAGCAAUGGGCCACAUUUGGCAGAAUGUGGUAUUUAUAUGAUGCUAAGUGGCAAAAUCCAUUCCAAACAGCCAGUAAAGUCAAGGACUACCUCACAGGUAGCACAAAACCUAUUUAUCAUCCCCUAAGUGACUGUGGAGAUCAUGUUGUUGUCAUAAACUCCCGUGACAUUGCCAUGCCUGGGACAGAGUGGGAAAAGCGUGUCUACUUUCACCACACCGGGUACCCAGGAGGAGCAUCAUGGACACUGGCUUGGGAGCUGCACCAGAAGGAUCCUACACUGGUUCUCCGAAAAGCUGUGUAUAGUCAGUUGAGUAAAAACUUGCUUAGAAGAGGAAGGAUGGCAAGGCUACACAUAUUCCCAGAUGAUAAGAUACCUGACAGCAUUUUGCAGAAUAUUUCUGGACAAAUUCGCCAGCUUAGACCAGUUCCUAAGCGUCUAGACCACUAUACUGAAGAAGAAGUGAAGAAUUUCCCCAAAGUUUUUGACUGGCCCAAAGAGUACAUUAUUCAGUAAUAAGGGACUGGGAAAUAUAUUGUAAAUAGUUUGUAAUUAAAGUAAUGUUCUUU